This is a messenger RNA of Ostrinia furnacalis (Asian corn borer), 1217 nucleotides long. RefSeq lists its product as uncharacterized. The record is from RefSeq and is a predicted model, not a curated record. Gene Ontology annotation, cellular component: membrane. The transcript is spliced from 9 exons. Lineage: Eukaryota; Metazoa; Arthropoda; Insecta; Lepidoptera; Crambidae. Bases 106 to 786 code for a protein of 226 amino acids.
AUAAUGUGAGAAACAUUUUAUGACUUUUAUAAUAAUAAGUUAUUAAUGUGUGUAGUUAAUAACAUAGGUUAAUAUAUUUAAGAAGAUAGAUCGCUAGCAGCUACAAUGGACGAGAAAACUAGCAGGACCUCCAAGAUUGCAGCCGCAAUUCUUAUGGUUAUCAACUUAAUUAUAAUGAUAUUCUGCACCUUACUGUUCGCGUUCAGUCUAUGGAUGAUAGCCUCUCCAUCAUCACUCUCUACUGCAAUACAGUUCACCGGGAGCCCCACUGUCAUGGCGCUGCUAGAACCAGAAGUGUUGACAGUCCAACUUGGGGUUGCCAUAGCAGUGCUGGCCACAUUCCUCUUCUUUAUAUCUUUCAUGGGAUUCUAUGGGGCCCUUACCAAGUCACAGUUCUUGCUUUUUAUGUACGCAACACUGGUGCUGCUUCUACUCUUGCUAGAAUGUGCUCUGCUCUUCUACUUCUCUUCUGGUUUGAUGGAGAAAGGUGUUCGCAAAGAAGACGGCCAGUGGUCCCACGCCAUUCGACUCGCUUUGACAUGCUGUGAGCACAACAACACGUCUCCAGAAAUUGAUAGACCGCCUUGGUCCUGCUGUGGUCCAGGAGGGUACCCUAACAACUGCACUUCUAGUAAUAUUUACAAAAAGAACUGCCACGAAGCAAUAUCCUCGUGGCUGCAGAGGUACCAAACGGCAAUAUACGCGCUGCUGGCCGCAACUCACUUGAUACUGGCGUCCUGCUCUCUCAUACGGCGGCGCCGCAGUGCGUCCCGCUUCCUCAGCUAGCGGUCGCAGCGCCGCGUCGGCGGCGCGCCACCAGAUCGACCGGUUUCGCCAAGGAAGAGAUCGUGGCACUUAUCCCGAGUCUCCCCCGAGGGCGGUUCGGAUGACGUACUAAUGGUAGUGUUAGGUCGGGGGAGGUUGGGGUGGGUGGAACAAAAAUCAUAAGAGAUCUUAGUUCAAGGUGGACCGACGACCUCAUAAAGGUUGCGGGAAGGCGCUGGAUGCAGGCCGCUACCAACCGGGCAAUAUGCAAAUCAUUGGGGGAGGCCUAUGUAGGCCUGAGAUGAUGAUGGUGAUGGAUGAAGGGGAUUGAGUUGACUAUUUUCUGAUCUGAUCUUAUCAGGAAUCGAACUAGUUGCUAGUCAUUAUUUUUUAAUCUGAUAGGUGUAAAAUUAUGUAAAAAAUUAGCUUACAUAGUUCAAGCUCAAUGACAU